Molecule: messenger RNA, 2666 nt
Organism: Drosophila miranda
Lineage: Eukaryota; Metazoa; Arthropoda; Insecta; Diptera; Drosophilidae
Product: glutamine--fructose-6-phosphate aminotransferase [isomerizing] 2
Exons: 11
Coding region: 344-2428 (694 amino acids)
Biological process (GO): carbohydrate derivative biosynthetic process; fructose 6-phosphate metabolic process; UDP-N-acetylglucosamine metabolic process
Molecular function (GO): carbohydrate derivative binding; L-glutamine:D-fructose-6-phosphate transaminase (isomerizing) activity
Source: RefSeq, a predicted model, not a curated record
CUGUUGUCUGCGGCCUAUAAAAGAGGCACAUUUAGAGCGCGUUGCUUUCCGAAGUGAGCUCAGUGUUAAUUCGAUAGCAAAGUUGGCUAGUUGUGUGAGCGUACCCCGACCGAUCCGAUCCGAACCGAGCCAUUGCCACAGCCACAACCAGUUACGCCGCCCAGUCAAAGACAGGCAACUCGACUCGAGAGCCAACUCAAAGCUGUUCAUCCCUCGUAAGAAUACACUUUCGGACUUGGAGUAUUUACAGCCAUCAAUUAAUAAAAAUUAGUAUCCACAUAUAUACAUAUAUACCCUCUGGAACGUACUCCGCAACUUCAUCAGAUAACCUGUUACAAAAAUCAUGUGCGGAAUUUUUGCGUACCUUAAUUACUUGACGCCCAAGUCCCGCCUGGAGGUCCUGGAUCUGCUGGUCACGGGCUUGAAGCGUCUGGAGUACCGUGGAUAUGACUCGACAGGCGUUGCCAUCGAUUCACCGGACAGCAAGAAUAUUGUGAUGGUUAAACGCACGGGCAAGGUUAAGGUUCUGGAGGAUGCCAUUCUAGAGCACUUCAGCGGUGGCGAGUACAGUGAGCCGGUGAUGACCCACAUCGGAAUCGCGCACACCCGCUGGGCCACGCACGGCGUGCCUUGUGAGCGAAACUCGCAUCCGCACCGGUCAGACGAGGGAAACGGAUUCGUCGUGGUCCACAACGGCAUCAUCACCAACUACAACGACGUGAAGACCUUCCUGGCCAAGCGUGGCUACGAGUUUGAGUCCGACACCGACACGGAGGUGUUCGCCAAGCUGGUGCACCACCUGUGGAAGACGCAUCCCACCUACUCGUUCCGUGAGCUGGUCGAGCAGGCUAUUCUGCAAGUGGAAGGUGCCUUUGCCAUUGCCGUGAAGUCCAAACACUUCCCCGGAGAGUGUGUGGCCUCGCGCAGGAGCUCCCCCCUGCUGGUGGGCAUCAAGACAAAGACUCGUCUGGCCACGGAUCAUAUUCCCAUUCUAUAUGGCAAAGAUGACAAGAAGCUGACCUCCGAUCAAGACCCCGACUCCGGCAAGCCCCAAGAUAUUCGUCCUCAUGGACAAACUCGUGAAUUGCCAGUGUUGCCGCGCUCAGACAGCACCUCAGAGUUCAUGCCGCUGGAGGAGAAGGAGGUGGAAUAUUUCUUUGCCUCGGAUGCUUCAGCCGUGAUUGAGCACACCAACCGGGUCAUCUAUCUGGAGGACGACGAUGUAGCCGCAGUUCGUGACGGUACAUUGAGCAUCCAUCGUCUAAAGAAGAGCCUGGAUGAUCCGCACGCACGUGAAAUUACCACCUUGAAAAUGGAGAUUCAGCAGAUCAUGAAAGGAAACUAUGACUACUUCAUGCAGAAGGAGAUCUUCGAGCAGCCGGACUCAGUGGUCAACACAAUGCGAGGUCGCGUCCGCUUCGAUGGCAACGCAAUUGUGCUGGGCGGCAUUAAGGACUAUAUUCCGGAAAUCAAGCGCUGUCGUCGCCUUAUGCUGAUCGGAUGUGGAACAUCGUACCACAGUGCAGUGGCCACCCGACAGCUGCUUGAGGAGCUGACCGAGCUUCCUGUCAUGGUGGAGCUUGCCUCCGACUUCCUGGACCGCAACACGCCCAUUUUCCGCGACGAUGUGUGCUUUUUCAUCUCGCAGUCCGGCGAGACAGCUGACACUCUGAUGGCGCUGCGGUACUGCAAGCAGCGAGGAGCUUUGAUCGUCGGCAUCACGAACACAGUGGGCAGCAGCAUUUGUCGCGAAUCACACUGCGGCGUGCACAUCAAUGCCGGUCCAGAAAUCGGCGUGGCCUCGACAAAGGCCUACACCUCGCAGUUCAUUUCGCUGGUGAUGUUCGCGCUGGUCAUGUCCGAGGAUCGGCUAUCGCUGCAACAGCGUCGCCUCGAGAUCUUGCAAGCGUUGUCCAAUCUCGCAGACCAGAUCCGAGAGGUGCUCAAGCUCGACUCCAAGGUUCAAGAACUGGCCAAGGAUCUCUACCAGCACAAGUCCCUGCUGAUCAUGGGCCGCGGCUACAAUUUCGCUACCUGCCUAGAGGGCGCUCUGAAAGUGAAGGAACUUACUUACAUGCACAGUGAGGGCAUCAUGGCCGGAGAGUUGAAGCACGGUCCCCUAGCUCUGGUCGACGGCUCCAUGCCAGUCCUGAUGAUCGUGCUGCGCGAUCCUGUGUACGUCAAGUGCAUGAACGCUUUGCAGCAGGUCACCUCUCGCAAGGGCUGCCCGGUGAUCAUCUGCGAAGAGGGCGAUGAGGAGACAAAGGCCUUUUCUUCCCGCCACUUGGAAAUUCCCCGCACUGUCGACUGCCUCCAAGGCAUCCUCACCGUCAUUCCCAUGCAACUGCUCUCAUAUCACAUUGCCGUUCUGCGGGGAUGCGACGUCGACUGUCCUAGAAACUUGGCCAAGUCUGUGACGGUGGAAUAAUAACCAUUCAUGGGAUCACGAUCACCCAAUAUACUUCAACAACUUGUGCGCCCCUUUGCCAGGCGACCAUUUGGACUCCUACCAUAAUAAUCUCCACACAUAUUGGCAUAGACAUUCAUGCGAGUAUCGCGUCGUUGCACACACCAUUUGUACUACAUCUCAAACACUUUUACACAUACAAUUGUACUCAUCGAGAUACAGACCAUCAGACAAUCAUUAAAUUGAAAUUUUUCGUUAA